CUAAUGGACUAUUGUAGCCCCAUUAAGUACAGAGUUAAUAGACGCCGUCGUAUUGCUGGUCGUAUCAUACGCAUUGCAUUCCAGCUUCCUCCUCGAUGAGGAAAUUCCUAAUUUCCAAAGCCUGAUAGCAAAAAUGUUAAUGGAGUCAUCGUCUCUAUCUUCUCAAUUCACACCGAAAAGGCCAAUUACAAGGGACUCUGGAAGAAACCCUGGACAGUCACUUCCGGGUUUUGUAAAUUUACACAAAUAUCCCUCCAAAAGCAGAAAUUUAUUAACAAGAUUGUGUUUGGCCUCUGGAAAUGGCGCUGUUAAUAAGUUACAUAGUGUUGGUGAAAGAGACGGCGUCAUCAUUGUCGACCAUGGAUCGCGUCGCAAGGAGUCCAAUCUUAUGCUUAAUGAGUUCGUGGUCAUGUUUAGAGAUAAAACUGGGUAUCCGAUUGUCGAGCCUGCCCAUAUGGAGUUGGCAGAACCAUCAAUAAGUGAUGCAUUUGGUUUAUGUGUUCAACAAGGUGCAAAUCGUGUGAUUGUAAGCCCAUUUUUCUUAUUCCCUGGACGGCAUUGGCACCGGGACAUACCUUCUUUAACAGCUGAUGCUGCGAAGGAGCAUCCAGGCGUGUCAUAUAUCAUAACUGCACCUCUUGGUUUACAUGAGUUGAUUGUGGAUGUUGUUAAUGAUAGAAUCGGACACUGCUUAAGCCAUGUAGCCGGAGAUGCAGCUGAGUGCUCAGUUUGUGCUGGAACAGGCAAAUGUCGGGAAUACUGAUUAAUGAAAGUGUAAUAGAACUCUGAGGAUCUAUCUGAAGCACGGGCAUGUUUGAACACAAGGACAGAAAAAAGUGACCGGUAAAUUUGAUAACCGAUUAUAGCACCAGCUAAACUGUUCUGUAGGCUACAUGUUAAAUGAUACUGUUAUUUGUCGGCGUCCAAUCAAAUGGAUUGUGGACGUUUAUGAUCAUCUGAUGUAUAAUGUUUUUUAGGUAUUAGAAAGGGCCAAAUUUUGAUGUUCCUCUUUGCAAAUAUUUGGUUCUGGAAAGUUAAUGUUAUUUGAUUGUUCAUGGUAA
Molecule: messenger RNA, 1061 nt
Organism: Cornus florida
Lineage: Eukaryota; Viridiplantae; Streptophyta; Magnoliopsida; Cornales; Cornaceae
Product: sirohydrochlorin ferrochelatase, chloroplastic
Exons: 6
Coding region: 134-763 (209 amino acids)
Molecular function (GO): lyase activity
Source: RefSeq, a predicted model, not a curated record